This is a messenger RNA of Stegastes partitus (bicolor damselfish), 2918 nucleotides long. Its product is annotated as T-box transcription factor TBX2b-like. The transcript has 7 exons. Lineage: Eukaryota; Metazoa; Chordata; Actinopteri; Pomacentridae. Gene Ontology annotation, biological process: cell fate specification; regulation of transcription by RNA polymerase II; positive regulation of DNA-templated transcription. The coding region runs from base 1 to 1959 and encodes 652 amino acids. Gene Ontology annotation, molecular function: RNA polymerase II cis-regulatory region sequence-specific DNA binding; DNA-binding transcription factor activity, RNA polymerase II-specific. The record is from RefSeq and is a predicted model, not a curated record. Gene Ontology annotation, cellular component: chromatin; nucleus.
AUGAGAGAUCCAGUUGGCACAGCGGCUCCCAUGGCUUACCAUCCUCUCCGACCGGGCGCCUUGUCCUUGUCUGCCUUCCUCACCACCGCUCAGCCCUCGUUUUUUCCUGCGCUGACUUUCCCGGACGUCUCCUCUCUCUCCGAGCCCCUGUCGGGGCAGGCUGCGUCUGGCGGGGGGCUGCACGCAGCUCUGGGACGCCAAAGUCGCUCCUUGAAGAGCCUGCAGCCUGACGAGUGGCUGGAUGACGACCCGAAAGUUACACUGGAGGCAAAGAAUUUAUGGAAUGACUUUCACAAAAUGGGAACCGAGAUGGUCAUCACGAAAUCAGGGAGGAGGAUGUUUCCACCCUUCAAAGUGCGAGUAGAUGGACUGGAUGAAAGUGCGAAGUACAUCCUGCUCAUGGAUAUUGUAGCUGUCGAUGACUGCCGCUACAAGUUUCACAACUCCCACUGGAUGGUGGCUGGAAAAGCGGAUCCGGAGAUGCCAAAGCGCAUGUACAUCCACCCUGACAGUCCGUCCAAAGGAGAGCAGUGGAUGAGCAAACCCGUUGCUUUUCAUAAACUCAAGCUCACCAACAACAUUUCAGAUAAACAUGGAUUUACAAUUCUGAACUCCAUGCAUAAAUACCAGCCCAGGUUUCAUAUCGUGAGAGCCAACGACAUCAUGAAACUUCCAUACAGCACCUUCCGGACCUACGUUUUCCCUGAGACGGAGUUCAUCGCUGUCACUGCCUAUCAGAACGAAAAGAUUACGCAGCUAAAAAUCGACAACAAUCCCUUUGCCAAAGGAUUCAGAGACACGGGGAAUGGGAGACGAGAAAAGAGGAAUAAACUGUUUAGCACUUCCCCUCUGCACGAGAACCAAGGAAAAGCAGACCAGGACUGUGCUGAUUCCGAUGACUCCUGCGAGCAACCGGGCACCAGUGAGCCUUUUCAUUCCCCUCAGGAACUGGUGACCAACCCUCUGAUGUCCACCUCAACCUGUCCAGAUGAGAACACUACGGGAAGUGAUCCAGAUGUUGAUCUGCAAGACGAUGGCGUAUCUGACGCCGGCUGUUCCGGGACUGAACACACGCCGACUUUGAGUCUGAAAAGCAAAGAGAUGCUGCAGAACUCGUCUGAUCUCAGUCGGAGCGACAACAAUCAGCAUUCGGCGAAAGAAAGAACAAUGUUUAGAACUCCCGGGGAGACGUUUUCUAUGGAGAUGGACUCUUCAGAAGGGCACAUGAGGGAAAUUAAAGACGGGGUCCUGCCUGUGACGUUGCAGUCGCGGGGCUCUUCGUCCCUCAGUGCUGGUCAAUGUCACACUUUGGAUUUCUCAAGCGUGCACAACCAGACGUUUACUAAGCUCGGCGCACCUUUGUUGUUUCAUCCUGGACAGCUGUCAAAGAAACCAGAAGCUUUUUCCACUUUGGGUAUGGGACAUGUAUUUUCUACUUUGCCCGGAGUAAGUGACUUAGACAACGGAGGCCUAUCGUCGAGAAGCAUCACCUCUUCAUCUCCCUUCAUGUUUCAUCUGUCGCAGCACAUGCUGGCGUCUCAGGGAAUCUCGCUGUCACCUUUCGGAGGACUGUUCUCGUAUCCAUACUGCUACAUGGCAGCGCCGGGAGCCACCGGUCCAGCUCUUCCCGCCUGCUCCGCGACGGCGUCGCUCACCAGAAACCACCGUUACAGCAACUCUCGGCCUUGGUUGCGAUUCAGCCCUUAUCAGAUCCCCACAUCUGUCACGUCGCGCCAAAAUCUGCAAGCGGCCAGAUUGCUUGGCAGGUCGCAUUCGCAGUCUGAGCUGUCCAAAUCUGGGAGCACAGAGUCAAGUCCAGCAUCUCACAAUCACAGUUACAAAGCCAAAGCGAAGCAGACGACUGUUCCACCCAAAACCGUUGUUAUGUGUUCCACUGAUGAACUGAAACACACGGAUAGUCCAGCUGGAGGACUUGAUAAACCACAUCCUCCGCAUUAGCUGUUUUUAUAAUACACGUGGUAAAUACUGGGUGAUGAUUACACAGACAAGUUUGUUAAGUUGCACAUAAUAUUCACAUGAAAUAAGUAGUUUUUCAAAAACUGUAUCCAUUUAGCCCAGGACCAGACCGUAUCUGCAACAAAAAAAAACAACUGGUGCCAUUUUUCAAAGGCUACCAAGCAUGGCAGAUUCACUGGAGGGUGUCUGGUACCACACUAUGGCUAAAUGGACGCAGCGUUAAAUUUGGUACGGUUGCAGUUGAGAAGUUUUCCAGCAGGUUCCAUAACAUUAGUGUCGACUGACUCUUUGUUAUAAGACUGUUAUUUACUCUCUGAAUCUCUUUAAAUGUAAAUGUUUUUUAACAUCUCACUCUGGUCUGGUGAUAAGGAGGAUUACUGAAUUUCAAAAUGUGUCCAAGUGUCCCGUAUCCUUAGAGGCCUGGUUGUCCGUUUGGCCUUACAGUUUGGCAGCUGUCACUGACUGAAUUUGGGGUGGGGUUUUUUUUUUCAGGUGUAAAUUUCAAACAUGGCUUAACGGGUUAAAUUCUCAUUCAAGACAUAAAGCUGCCUAAUAAACACUGAUUUAGUGAUUUGCAGUUGAAACGACAGCCGUGUUAAAACACAGCCACUCAAAAGAUCCUUUUAAUUCUUCAUCCAUGUUCAACCCAGUUUGAACCAUUUUAUACUUGAACUGUCUUUUGAUUUGAUUUGAUACUAAAAGUUAAAAAACAUCAAAGACAAACAAAAGGAGCUCAUUGGAUUGUCUAUAAAAUGAGCGAUGCAGAAGUCAAUGUCCAGAGUGGAAUUCUCGUUACGGUAAUAAUGUGCUUUAAAUGCAAUUAAAACAUAUUUUUUACUUGCUUAUUCUGUACAUUUGUGUAAAUAUAUGACCUGUCAUUUUGGUUUUCACAUUGUGUUAAUAUAAAAAAAAUAAAAAAUGAAGCCUUUCCAGACUGAAAA